Molecule: messenger RNA, 7792 nt
Organism: Coregonus sp. 'balchen'
Lineage: Eukaryota; Metazoa; Chordata; Actinopteri; Salmoniformes; Salmonidae
Source: the annotation of a GenBank genome assembly
AUGACGGCUAUCCCAGCCAGUCUCUACUCCAAACAGCAGAGAGAUGGAGCCCUCAGCAGAGCAACAAAGAACCUGUGUGGUCCAAGCAACACACUGUUACAGGUGAGAGGACCAUUCAAUGGCACUCUAGAGCACGUGGGCAAAACAGUGAAACACUCAGUGUUCGGGUGUCCCAACUGCUAGUGUUGCCUGCUAUACAGGACCUGCAGCUGCUCAAACCAGUGAAUGCCAUACAUGAGCCAUCACCUAACUACAGAGAACUGUAUCCCAAAGUGUUCACAGAACUAGGGAAACGGGGAGUACAAAAUAAAGCUGAAAGAGUUAGCCACACCCUUUGCCUUGUCGGUGCCAUGCCGUGUCCUGCUGCCCCUGUUGAAAAAAAGUCAGUGAAACUAUAUCGGAUGAUGGACGUGGCCACACCCAUAGAAUGACAAACAUCAGAAUACGCGUACAUAUGACAUCUGAAUGAGAAUGUGUCUAGAGAAAGACACAUCUUACCUGCAGUGGAUCAGACGCUGGCCAAACUGUCAGCAGCAACAGUUUUCUCCAAGCUAGAUGCCACAGCGGGGUUCUGGCAGAUCCCGCUACACACAAACUCAGCCCCGCUCACCACCUUCAUAACACCUUUUUGGAAGGUAUCGUUUCAGCAGGCUCCUCUUUGGAAUAUCAUCAGCACCAGAGCACUUGCAGAAAUGCAUCACCCAAAUGCUGGAUGGACUGGAAAGAAGCGUAUGCCAUGCAGACGACAUCCUGGUGUUCUGACAAAUAUGGGAAAAGAAGCACCAACGACUGCAGAAAGUACUGGAGAGACUUCAAGAGCAGGGGCUGACACGCAGCGAGAAAUGUCAGUUUGCAGUGGAGCAGGUAAAGUUUCUGGGUCAUGUCAUACAGACUGAGAUGCCAGUGCCCAAAGACAUCACAUAUGUUCAAUGCUUCAUGGGCAUGGUGAACUACGACAAAGUUAUCUCCAAACAUUGCAGAACUGACAAACCCAAUCAGGGACCUCCUGAAAGCUGACAAGAACUAGAUGUGGGACUGUGCACAGCAAACAGCGUUUGAGAAAUGCAAACAGAACUGAGUUGUCCUGCAGUUCUUGCACAAUACUGCCCUGACGAGCAGACAAGUGUCUGCAGAUGCAUCCUCAUAUGGACUGGACGGAGUCCUUAGUUUCCCAACUGUCACAGUCGGUUGAGUGGAGGCCUGUGGCCUUCAUAUCAUGCAGUAUGAUAGAGACGGAGCGCAGAUACGCUCAAAUUGAGAAGGAGACUCUUGCUGUUACCUGGGCUUGUGAGUGUUUCCAAACUUAGGCACCUGCCAGGGUUGGACUUCAUGAUCAGAACAGGCCUCUUAUUUCAUGCCUAGGCACAAGAGCGCUGGAUGAUCUAUCUCCUCGCAUACUGAGAUUCUGACUCAGGCUAAUACGCUUCCCCUAUCGGAUCAUGCACGUCCCAGGCAAGAAUUUGGUGACAGCCGAUGCUCUCUCGAGCUCCACUCCCGGGGGCACUUACUGAGAAAGACAUGACACGGGAGAUGGACGUCAAACCUACAUCAACCACAUCAUCCAACAGUUAGUUACCUGCAACAGACACAAAGCUGAGUGAACUACAGAGAGCCCAAGAAGAGGUUGAGGUGUGUAAAUAGUUUUUAAAAACCCUCAUAUAGACAAAGUGGACAAACAGAAAAGCAGCCCCACCCCAACUUCAACCAUGCUGGCAACGCAGACAGGACCUCUUGAGGGCGGAUGGCUUGCUAAUGAAGGGCAACAGAAUGGUCAACAAUGCAACAAGAAAUGCUGGAGCCAGGACAUCAAGUGCAUGGCAAGAGCACAGCUGUCAGUUUGGUGGCCAGGCCUGUCUAAACCGAUCAAGGAGACUGUGAGCCAAUGUGAGACUUGUGCAAAGGAAAGCUACAAUGCUCCAGAACCUCUGACGCGCCUCUAAAUAAUAAUAGUAAUUUGGUGGGUGCUUAUAUUUGUCCUUUUACACACAUGUACAAGUGUGUAUUAUACGCAUGUGUGAAUUGGAAAUGUAAUUCCCAACACUCCCUGAGACAUCAAUCAAUCAAUCACAUGUAUUUAUAAAGCCCUUUUUACAUCAGCAGAUGUCACAAAGUACUAUACAGAAACCCAGCCUAAAACCCCAAACAUCCUCGGAGAGUGGGGUCACGGCCAGGUUCAGCCAUGAUCAACGGCAACCCUGGAAGCAAUUAGGGUUAUGUGCCUUGCUCACAGAUUUUUCACCUUGUCAGCUUGGGGAUUCAAACUAGUGACCUUUUGGUUACUGGCCCAACGCGCUAACCACCAGGCUACCUGUGGCCCUAACCUCACGACCACGACAGAAACUUAUCUCGCUACAUUGAGGUAGCCACUCUGACCACAAUCACAACUGUUACAGAGAGGGUGAAAGCAAUCUUUGGGAGACAUGGGGUCCAUGUGACCCUAGUGACAGACCAUGGACCCCAGUUCUCAUGUGACAAGUAGUCCACGAUACCCCCAGAGCAAUGGCGAAGCAGAGCGGGCGGUGAACUGUGAAGCCCUUGCUGAAAACUGAGACAAUCCUCACAAAGCGCUCAUGGUGUACCAUGCCACCCCUCUGGCUCAUGGUGCGUCCGAACUCAGCUGCUGAUGUGGCGCAACAUCAGAACUCCCUUGCCAGUCAUUCAAUCUCAACUCAAACCUGAGUGGCCAGACCUCAAGUCCUUUGAGAGGAAGGAUAGGGAAAUGAAGGACAAAAAAGCUGCCUGGUACAACAGACGACGGAGAACGCAGGAACGACCAAACCUUGUUCCGGGACAACGAGUCUGGAUCAAGAACGUCCCCAGCAUUGGCACAGUCAGCAGCUCGGCAGAGACUAAAAAAAUCCUACAACAUGGAGACGCCAAUAGGCAGCCAGGGAAGAAACAGGUGUCAGCUACAUGUCACCCCACAGAGCGUCCUACCAGACAACCCCACGACCACAAGUUCUAGUUGCAUCAUAAGACCUCCUUUGAGGAUGAACUUAUAGAGACACAUAGCUGUGUGAUCAAGGGCCAGAAUAACCCCCUACCACAGCUUAGAGGUUCAGGUAGUCUACCCUGGCUUCUGAAAAUAAAUGUUCCUGAAAAAGAAAUUGGUUAAAGCUGCAAUAUGUAACUUUUUGGGCGACCCGACCAAAUUCACAUAGAAAUGUGAGUUAUAGAUCUGUCAUUCUCAUUGAAAGCAAGUCUAAGAAGCCAUAGAUCUGUUCUGUAUGCGCUGUUUCUAUGCUUCCCUUUCUUAAGUUUUAGUUUUUGCGUCUUUUACUUUAGGUUUUGUACACCAGCUUCAAACAGCUGAAAAUACAAUAUUUUUGGUUAUUGAAAAUAUAUUUCACAGCGGUACUUGCUUGUUUUGUCACAAACUGAAAUGAGGCAAACUAUUAGAAUUUUAGCGACCAGGAAAUGGUGGAGCGAUUUCUGCAUAUUGCACCUUUAAAAAAAGUUUUUAUCUCAAGUUCCUGAAAAGUGUCUUGAUUAAAUCUGUCUUUACAAAAAGGAGGACGUGUAAUGGUGCGCAUUAAUACAUGUAUACAGUAUACGCAUGGAUACAUGCAGGGGGAGUAAUAAAGCACAGGUUAAGUUCAACCACCUCUCCUGUGUCUCUGUUCAGUCCUAAACUCACAGUGGAGAGAGGGCGUGAGAGCUGGCAGGGAAACAGGUAGGCCUACAGGGCAGAUACGUUCAUUGCAUGAAUCAGGAUAAUGGACAUUAAUGUUCACCAAAAGGUUUUUAGAACCCAAAAAUCUGCAGGAACGUUGUGUAGCCUAAUCUCCAAAAAUUACCAAUGUGCGCAAAAUGUUUCGUUAAGUGGAAGGCAAUGUCUGUGUCUGUAAUAUUUAGUUUAAUCGUCCCAGCUCUUAAGGCCAUACUUAACAUUUACAAAUGCAUUAGACAUUAGUGAUGGGGGAAAAAUCAAUACAGUUACAUAUCACAAUAUUAUUUUAGAUGAUAUUGUAUCGAUACUUUGACUAGGUAAUUGAUACUUUUUGGCUAGAUAAUGUUAGCUAGCGCUAGUCGGCUGUACCUGGGCCAAACUACUGUAUUUUUCAUCCUAUAUCUUGUUCUUUAAAAAAAAUAGUGAGCCAUCAUGUUUUCAACGCUUUUAUUUCCAUGACUGAUAAACUCUAAUGCUCUCGUCUCUCUGCAGCAGACAUAUAGUGAGCAAUAUGUUUCGAACAUGAAAUCGCAAUAAAAUCGCAGUAUGGAAUUGCAAUGCAUAUAGAAUGUCGCAUCAGUACCUAAAUAUCGUGAUAAUAUCAUAUCGUGAGGUCCCUGGCAAUUCCCAGCCCUAUUAGACAUGCAUUGAAUAUUUUACUUGUAGGCAGGGAUGACAUUUGGCCAGUUUGGUGUUUUUAUUGACAAUCGCCCUUUGUUUUUUUCCAGGAUUACAUAGUUUCCUUAACUUCGCCAGCUCACCUAAAGAGGGAGCAUCUAACAUUGGCUCAACACAAACAGCUGGUUGCGCUGAAGCCAGCCAUCGAGUAUGACUCUCAGGCUGUGGUGGAGGUGAGGGAGCAUGUGGUGGACAUCUCCGGUGGCGAGAGGAACGUAAUGACGGCAUGGUCGAUGGUGGAGAAGAUCAAAAUGGAGAAACACCCUUACAGGGAAGAGGCCCCUGAGCUGACUGAGGCCCAGCAGCCCAGUGGGGAGUCGGAGGAGGGGAACAGCUCAGAGAGCGAGUCAGAGCAUCAGCUGCAGGUGAACAGGGGCAGCUGUAAGAGGAAGGAGCUCUUCAGUGCCACCAAGCCUCACCGUCAGCUCUGUCGCUCUCCAUGUCUGGACCGGCCCAGCUUCUCCCAGAGCAGCACUCUACCAGAGCUCCGCCCUGACGACACCAAGGCCGCCGCAGUGCUCAAACAUGCCAGCGACAAGGUGUACCAAACCAAGAUGGAGUUUGCCUUGAAGCUGGGAUACUCAGGUGAACAGGUGGAGACAGUGCUGAACAAAUUAGGGGCUUCUGCCCUUAUCAAUGAUAUUCUGGCUGAGCUUGUGAGGCUUGGUAAUAAAGGUGAACCGGAAGUUCAAGCCAGUAGUAAUACAGGCACGUUGGUCUCCCGUGGAGGCCCCUGUGUCAAAGAGGCUGUCAGUCCGGAGUUGUCACUUGAAGAUGAUUCCGUGGAUCCUUAUGAUAAUCUCAGGCCUAUCGUCAUUGAUGGAUCGAACGUGGCAAUGAGGUAAGUCUCUUUUAGAAUGUGGCAAUGAGGUAAGUCUCAUUUUGUACCUCACCUCAUGCAGAAUGUGUUCUGAACCAUCUGUUUUUCAAUGGCUGUACUUGAAUUACCUUUACAAGCAGACCUUUUUACUAUGUGGUUGUUUUGUUUUGUAGCCAUGGAAACAAAGAGGUUUUCUCUUGCCUUGGUAUCCAAUUGGCUGUUGAUUGGUUUGUGGAGAAAGGACACAAAGACAUCACAGUGUUUGUUCCUGCCUGGAGGAAAGAGCAGUCGAGACCUGAUGCCCCCAUUACAGGUACUAAAGCUCUACUUCAUUUAGACGUGCCUGCCCGAGAUAUUUUCUAAAAAGGUUGUCUAUGUUUUGGGGGGGAGUGUGUGUGUUUUUUUAUUUUAUCAACGUGUGUGAACAUUGAGCUCAAUUAUCCCCGUGCAAAAAAAGCACCCACUGUGAGCAAAAUAACUGUUACCAUUUUAAAUGGAUGACGUUAAGCCGCAAUUAAUUUGUUUGUUUACAAAUGUAAUGCAUAUGAAAAUCUCAAUGUGGAAUCACGCAAACCACAGGUACAUAGGCCUACAGAGUUCCGUGUAACAAUUUGUACGCUGCUGUUCUUGACUGAUGUUUUAACUUUCAUUUCACAGACCAAGAUAUUUUGCGGAAGCUGGAGAAAGAAAAGAUCCUAGUGUUCACCCCAUCUCGGAGGGUCCAGGGAAGGAGAGUGGUGUGCUACGAUGAUCGCUUUAUAGUGAAGCUGGCCUGUGACUCUGAUGGCAUUAUUGUGUCAAAUGACAACUACAGGGACUUACAGAACGAGAAGCCGGAGUGGAAGAAGUUCAUAGAGGAGCGGCUGCUGAUGUACUCGUUUGUCAAUGAUAAGUAAGUCAUCAAAGCCCUUACUUGGGUAAUGAGUGUAAUUCACUACAGAAUAACUAAGCAUAUUCUCUUUUUAUGUUUUAGAUUCAUGCCACCUGAUGAUCCUUUGGGAAGACAUGGUCCAAGUUUAGAGAAUUUUCUCCGCAAGCGUCCUGUUGUUCCAGAGCACAAAAAGCAACCUUGUCCAUAUGGUAGAUUGUCUCAACAAAUAAUUAUAUUGUAAUUUUGUGGUUGUACUGCUGAUGUACAAAUUGUUCAAUUUGUGCUCUCUUUUAUAUCACCUUAAACAGGGAAAAAAUGCACUUAUGGACAUAAGUGCAAGUACUACCACCCAGAGCGUGCAAACCAGCCCCAGCGGUCAGUGGCUGAUGAACUGAGGGCGUUUGCCAAGUUGUCUGCUGUGAAGACAAUGAGCGAGGGGGCCCUGGCCAAGUGUGGCACUGGACCCGCCACAGCUAAGGGGGAGAGUGGCUCUGAGGCUAAACGUGUGGCCCCCAAGCGCCAGUCUGACCCCAGCAUCCGCUCAGUCACCUGCGAGCCAGAGGAGAGACUGUCCGCUGUCCGUAAGCCUGAGGCAAAUUCUGUGCCUUCCCUCGUGUCUGCCCUCAGCGUGCCCACCAUGCAGCCUGCAAAGAGCCACGCGGCUGGUGCCUUGAACACACGAUCAGCCAGCAGCCCAGUGCCCGGCUCCCUCCAGUUCACCCACAGCUCACUGGAGCACAUGUCUAGUGUACAGUACCCACACCCACCCAUCCUAGUCACCAACAGCCAUGGCGCUUCUGUCACUUACAGUGAACAGUUUCCUAAGUACGAUUCUGUGAGCACGGACCAUGGAUACUACUCCAUGCUUAGUGAGUUUUCUAACAUGAGCAUGAGCAGCAUGCACAACGUAGACAGCUUCUGUAGCAUGGAGCAUGAGCACGGGGUUUAUCCGAGAAAUCCCAGCCAGCAUUGCCCUGAGCCCUGCCUCAGCCAUUCUAACAGUGACUCCUUUUCCUCUUAUGGGGAAUUAUACAUGAGCUCAGUGGACAGUAGCCUGGAUGAGAGCAUGAAGGGACAGCAGUCUCCUGCACAGAGCAGACUCCAGGCCUUCUCCCAUGGGGGGUUCCAUCACGAGGCCCUGACCCGGGUGCAGAGCUAUGGCCAUGAGGAGCCCAAGCAGGGUCCAAGCAGGAAGCAGUCCAUAUCCCACCUGACACCGCAUGUCCAGCACCCUGUUGUUGGGGCCCGGUCCAGCUGCCCAGGGGACUACCCCUUACCUCAGAAUGUCCUACCGUCACAGUCCUCGCAGCCGGGACGCUCCCUGGGCAUGACACGUAUGGACAGCAUCUCAGACUCCAGGCUGUACGAGAGUAACCCCAUGAGGCAGCGUAGACCCCCACUGUGCCGCGAACAGCACGCCAGCUGGGACCCGCUGCCCUGUGGCAGUGAGUCCUAUGGAUACCACUCGUACCCCCUGAGUAACAGCCUGAUGCAGCCGUGUUGUGAGCGGGUGAUGGUCCGCAGCAUGCCUGACAAGAUGGAGCAGAUCUGGAGGUCUCCGUGGGAGAACCCGCCUCAAGCCGAGCACCAGGAGCGCCAUGUCAUCCCAGAGCACCAGUACCAAACAUACCGCAACCUCUGCAACAUCUUCCCCGCUUUCGUGGUGCACUCUGUCAUGGAGAAAAACCCUCAUCUGACGGACCCACAACAACUCGCUGCCGUCAUUGUCACGAAGCUGAGGUCUUGCCAUUGA